Messenger RNA from Sceloporus undulatus (fence lizard), 3684 nucleotides. Its product is annotated as protein mono-ADP-ribosyltransferase PARP12-like. Bases 197 to 2206 code for a protein of 669 amino acids. Gene Ontology annotation, molecular function: metal ion binding; NAD+ poly-ADP-ribosyltransferase activity. Lineage: Eukaryota; Metazoa; Chordata; Lepidosauria; Squamata; Phrynosomatidae. The transcript has 12 exons. The record is from RefSeq and is a predicted model, not a curated record.
CCCCUCGGGAGGCGUUGCAAUCCCCACACAGACAGUCCUCCUCCUCUCUCUGGUCUCUUCUUCCUCCCCUCGCCAUGCAGCCUUUCAGUUUCGUUUCUGGCCAGUAGCAGCAACACUAGCCGCCCAAAGAGGAGGAAAGCGAGGCUGCUCUGAGGGAAGACAAAGCAGGGGCUCUGCGGAGGAGGAGGGUCCUGGGAUGGCCAGCCACCUCCGCCAGGCCUUGGCCACCAAGCUCUUGAGGGAGUUAUGCGCCUCGGGCGGCUCCCUAAGCGAAGGGGAGCUCUGCCGCCGCCAAGGCCUCCAGGACAAGCCGGAGUUGCUGGCCCAGCUCCUCCAGGACGGGAGCAAGUUCACCCGGGUGACCCGAGAGGAGGCCGGGGGCGAGGAGGCCCCGGGGAGCGUGGUGGUGGUGGUGGCCACCAGCAAGGCCCGGCUCUGCCGGGAGCAUGGCGGAGGGAAGAAGUGCGCUGGAGGCUGCCGGCAGCUCCAUCUCUGCCGCUACUUCGUCUAUGGAGGAUGCCGCCAUGAAGGGACCAGGAAGCAAUGCAAGUUCAUCCAUGAUUUUCAUUCACCCCAUAACCUCGCAGUCCUAAAAGAGCAUGAGCUGGAAAACCUAAGCUCUGAUGAAUUAUGUCAGCUGCUGCUUCAGAAUGAUCCUUCACUCUUGCCUGAGAUAUGUACAUACUAUAAUAAAGGGGAUGGACCUCAUGGAUCUUGUAACUUUAAGAAGAUCUGUGUCAAACUCCAUAUAUGCCAGUACUACCUCCAGGGAGAAUGCAGAUUCGGGAGCAACUGCAAGCGCUCACAUGAUGUUUUUAAUCCAGAUUGUUAUGAGAAGCUGGAGAAAUGGGGAAUGAGCCAAACUCUAAUCAGUAGAAUUCCCUUGAUCUACAGGAAUGUAUUUGACAUCAAAAAUAGUACACCAUCACCUCACAGAGAAAAAAGAGAGAGCAGUGCACAGGUUCCAUCAGCCACAAACAGCAUUGAAGAAUCAGAUAUGAUUUGCUUAUACCACAUUAGGAAAAGUUGUAGCUUUCAAGAUAAAUGCAUUCGAGUUCAUUUCCAUUUGCCAUAUAAAUGGCAAACUUUUGAUGGAGCCCAGUGGAAAGAUCUAGACAACAUGGAGAAAAUUGAACAGUCCUACUGUGAUCCAUUUUAUGAAAGAUUUACCUGCAACAGUGCUGGGAAAGACUCCAAGUCUCUAGUCAUUGAUUUCUCCAGUAUGACAUGUGGCAGUGCCAAACUUAGACGCCUCUCAACUGCAUCCUCUGUGACUAAAGCUCCACAUUAUAUUCUCACAACUGAUUGGAUCUGGUAUUGGAAAGAUGAAUAUGACAUCUGGAAUGAAUAUGGAAUACAAGAUGCUGACCAUGCUGCUGCUACAGUGUCCAGCUAUGACUUGGAGAAAGCCUAUCAGUCUGAAGCAUCACCAACACUCAAGUUCACAGCUGGAAGACAUGAGUAUGUGAUUGACUUCAAAGCUAUGAAACAGAAAAAUGUGCGCUAUCACACAGAACGAAGUAUUCGUAGGCGGCCCAAAUUCAUGUCUCUAAAAGAAGUAGAACAGAAGAAGAAGAAAACUGGUGGAACUGAGCAGUUGAAAGGAAGCACAAUAAUUCCAGCACACUGGGACCAGUCGGCUUUACCAGAAUUGGGAUAUUCGCUGAUCACCCUACUCCCAUCUUCCAGUGAGUAUAAAAAGAUUCAGGUUAAUUUUCAGCGCACAAUGCCCAAAGCAACAGUAAUUCAGAUCAAAAGAAUCCAGAACCGGUCUCUCUGGGAAGUAUAUCAAUGGCAAAAGGAGCAAAUGAAGAAGGCAAAUGAGGGAAAGACUGUGGAUGAAAGGCAGUUGUUUCACGGGACCAACAAGAGCCAUGUUGAUGCCAUCUGCCAGCAGAACUUUGACUGGAGGAUCUGUGGUGUUCAUGGUACAGCCUAUGGCAAAGGAAGUUACUUUGCACGGGAUGCUUCAUAUUCUGAUAACUACAGCAGAAGUGAUUCUAUCAUCAAGACAAUGUUUUUGGCCAGAGUUUUGGUGGGAGACUUUACCUAUGGCUUGUCUUCUUAUCUCCGGCCACCUCCCAAAGAGAACCAGAACACUCUUUUCUACAACAGUUGUGUGAAUGAUCUCUUGAAUCCAUCCAUCUUUGUCAUUUUUGAGAAACACCAGAUUUAUCCUGAAUAUGUGAUAGAAUACAGACCGUAGAUCAAUUUUAGCAAUGGCGCACACACUGUUGCUCCUCCCUCUCUCUCUGCCUCAUAACCUACAUUCUGAAAGACUAGAUGAAAAAGAGUCUUUUUUUAUGUUAGGGCUGCAGCAGUUCAUGGGUUGCUUUUAAAAAUAUAUAUUUUGAUUUAUUAGUACCCCGUUGAAUUGGGCAGCAUGUAGAUGUGUAUUGGUGGUUUUAAAAAUACUCUUUUUUAAAUUCAAGAAUUUAACAAAUCUGUGGAUGAUAAGUGCCUUCUUAGAAGAAGAUUGAAUCUUUUGUUGCAGGAGUAGAUGACCUCCCCCUUUUUUUUGAGAUGGUACCUCCUGUCAUAAUAUUCAUGUAUCAUCUUAAAACCUACACAAACCCUGUUUUUUUCAUGUUUGUUUUAUUCAGAAGCAGGUUUAAUUGAUUGUAGAAGUAUUGUUGAACAUCUUAUAUGUUGCCUUUAAAAAGCCACUGCAUACAUUACAUGAAUUCCAAAUGGCCUUAUGCAAUGAGACUCAUUGAAAAGGUGGCACAAGGGAACACUCUUUCUGAUAAUCUCUAGCAUGCUUUUAAAAAUGUAUUUUCUUGAAGUAGAUCAUAAUAUUUUAGAAUUUAAAUUUCAUUCAUGUGAACCAGACAUUUCCAGUAUUUUUGAGCUGGCUUGCUGUAAAUUCUUUCUCCAGAAGUUGCUCCCAUUUUCUUAAAACAAAACAAAAAACCCUUCAGGCAUACAAGGUCAAAGUGCAGUAUGAUGCUACAUGUUGCUUGAUGACCACAUUUGCACCUUGAAGCCUGGAAUGAGCAGUCCAUCUGGGGCCAAAGUUAAUAUCAUUCCUAAGAGAGAUCACACAGUGUGACUGAAUCAGUAACUUUGGGGUUCUAGGGGAUAACUGCUAUUUUCCUUUAGGCAGACAGCUGCCUCUGGUGAUUCUUUUAUGGUUUUCCUUCCAUUAUUUUACUUUUGACUGCUGCUCCUUCUUCUCUGACCCACUGAGGUGUACUCAGUUCAUUUCUUGAUCCUGGGUUUUCCCCUGUGCCUUCAGUUGCUUUAUUAACAGGGUGCAUUUUAAAAUUCUGGAUUUACGAGAGUCAAACUCAUGCUGGAAAUGUUUAAAACUCUCAGUAUCUGUGUACAUGUGCCGUCAUCAAAAGUGUGUUGCUCUGAAUAUCCCGGAUAUUGCUGCACACUUACAGUUUGGUGGGUAUAUAGCUGGCUCCCUAGGUGACUUUGUGGAGCCCAACUGGUAAGGCUUUUAAAAAUGUUUAUCUUUUAAUGCAGUGGGUUCUGUACUGGCUGGGUCCUGUACUGAUGUUUCUGACUUUUCUGUGAACUCUGCAACUGAAUUCUGUCUAGCUGUUGCUGUAAAAAGCCUUUUAGAAUUGUCAUGUUCAAGUGGAUACUUUCUUGGUGUCACCUAGUUGAUCUUUUUCUUAUAAUGUAUCUGGCUUGCCCAGUAAGUGCAAAUUAAAGGAUAGACUUUACAAAGAU